Molecule: messenger RNA, 817 nt
Organism: Penaeus indicus
Lineage: Eukaryota; Metazoa; Arthropoda; Malacostraca; Decapoda; Penaeidae
Product: T-complex protein 1 subunit theta-like
Exons: 3
Coding region: 172-498 (108 amino acids)
Biological process (GO): protein folding
Cellular component (GO): chaperonin-containing T-complex
Molecular function (GO): ATP-dependent protein folding chaperone; ATP binding
Source: RefSeq, a predicted model, not a curated record
CCACUGACAACUACAUGGAUGGACAUUGGAGAGAGCUGUCGAUGAUGCAGUCAACACCUUCAAGGGACUUUGCAGGGAUGGAAACUGUGUUGCAGGUGCUGGAAGCACAGAAGUAGAGCUUAGCCGGCUCAUUGAACAAUAUGGGAUCUCAGUGUCCUGGUCUUGAACAGUAUGCUAUCAAGAAAUUUGCUGAUGCUCUCAAAGUUUUCCCCAAGGUCCUUGCAGACAACUGUGGUGCAAAAUGACCAAGAGACUUUGUCCAACUUAUUAGCAGCACACUCUGAAGGCAAAACCAAUGCAGGUUUUGACUGUGAAGGAGAAGGCACGUUAGUAGUUGAUGCUAAGGAAAAGGAAAUCUUUGAUCUCUACCUCACCAAGUUCUGGGCACUGAAGUACGCGACCUCUGCUGCCAACCAGAUUCUCCGUGUUGAUCAGAUCAUUAUGGCGAAAAAGGCGGGGUGGUCCCAGGGCAAGAGGAAUGGGCCCCCAGGAUCCUGAUGAUGAUUAAAUCAAGUGCUGGCCGAUAGAAAACGCUUUCGUUUUUUUACUUAAUAUUUCUGCUUGUCCUUUCUGUUCUGUUCUCUUCAUUUUUCACAUGUAAUAUUGCUUUACUGACUAUCAGGGAAUAACAAUAUAAUUUUGAGGAGAUGGUGAUAUCCCUGGUCAUCUGUAGCUCGUGCAGCACCCAGUGUUCAAGAACCUUUUAUGAACAGAAGGAUUGAGUAACAAAGCUUGUUCAUUGCCAGUGCUCAAAAGAACCCAAUUAUCGUCAUUCACACAAGCCUUUCUAUGAUUAAUAAAUCAUCCAAAUAGAGAA